AUGAAAAAACCUAAACAUAUCGAAUCCAACGUUAAACCACGUAUACCACCUAUCCCUCAAAAAGAUUCUUACGAUCGAUUGACUUUCACUCUUCAAGCUUCUUUAUACCUCCAAGCUACUUCUAUCUACUCUUCCUCAACCGUCCCAUCCAGUCUCCCACAAGUACCCGCCGACAAAUACUCAAGAUCUUCAACUUCAAUCCCGAAGGGAAAAGUGGGACAUGCGACAGAGUCAGAUAGUGUUGAGUCCGAACGUAAAAGUCCGAGGUCUUCAUGUACGAAGGAUGUUUCCGGGAGGUCUGACUCUGGGAGAGAGUUGAAGCAAUGGCUUGAGGAGAGUAGAAAUAUUCAUAAAGAUGUGAAGAAUGUUUCUCGGCCAAGUCCAGAUUCUAGGAAACAUACGAAGAGUACCGAAGUGGAACAAGGACGAAUAGCUGAUGAGAGGAGAAAACGGAGCAAUAUUUCAGAAAGUUCGAGAUAUGAUGGAGCUGGAAAAAAUUCAAGUGAUGAGAUUUAUAGGAAACGAAGUAAUACAGAAUAUGGAAAAGUAGAAUAUGUCUUGGCUCAAUUAGGUAGAGAAGCAAUGAAACAAGGUAAGAUUAUGGUAAAACAUGGUCAAAUGAAAUUAGGAUUCAUAAUGGGUUUGAGAUUGAUAGUUAGAGAUCCGGGGUUGAAACGGAAUAUUUGUAAACAAUGUGGGACAGUUUUGAUUCCUGGUUUAACUCUCAAAGUUAGGAAUAGACGUGCUGUUUUACUUCGAUAUUCAAGUGACACAUGGGAAUUGGGGAUUGACCAAAUAGCAAACAAAACUCAUAUUACACGUACCACCCACACUUGUCUCUUUUGCUCUACACAACGGUCCAUACCUUCUCCUCCUAUCCUUCUCCCACUCUCCAUACCCCCCGUCCCUUCGUCCGCCGAUCUGCACAACAUUACUGGAACAACAUCAAUCUCAACACUCGCCAAUACAUCCACUUCGAUCGUCUCAAUGGGCUCAACCGUUCCUGCGGCUCCUAUCUCUGCUAUUGGAAUACGAGAAGAAGCACAGUCGGAGAGAAAAACUUUCGAUGGACCUGUAAGGAGGAAGAAGAGGGAGAGAAUGAUGAGAAAGACUAAAUUGGCUUUUCAUACAUACGAAGCUUCCCUCCCGACAUCUGACAUAUCUGCAAGUACGACAAAUCCCCACGACAAAGAAGCGAACUCGGUGAUCCUUGUCUCUAGCAACCAAACUCUAUCGACGAGUACGUCAGAAAAGGAUAGAGAAUGGAAGAGGAACACGGGAAAAGUAAAGAUGGGUGAUAAGGUAGCCCCGAUGAGUGGGGAGCAAGGGGAUGAAAGGAAUGGAAGGGAUGGUAAAAAGGGACAUCGAUUAUGGGUAAACGGGGAAGAGGUUCAUGGUUGGGGUAUUGGUGUUCCAUCUUGA
Tremella mesenterica DSM 1558 is the source of this 1422-nucleotide messenger RNA. RefSeq lists its product as uncharacterized. The transcript has 3 exons. The coding region runs from base 1 to 1422 and encodes 473 amino acids. The record is from RefSeq and is a predicted model, not a curated record. Gene Ontology annotation, cellular component: nucleolar ribonuclease P complex. Gene Ontology annotation, biological process: tRNA processing. Lineage: Eukaryota; Fungi; Basidiomycota; Tremellomycetes; Tremellales; Tremellaceae.